This is a messenger RNA of Conger conger (European conger), 595 nucleotides long. RefSeq lists its product as uncharacterized. Lineage: Eukaryota; Metazoa; Chordata; Actinopteri; Anguilliformes; Congridae. The record is from RefSeq and is a predicted model, not a curated record. Bases 141 to 488 code for a protein of 115 amino acids. The transcript has 5 exons.
UCAGUUUAUAUUGCCCUGGGGACUUGAAGGAUCUACUCACCUGGUUUUCUAGACAUGAAAAUGCUUAAAUAAUACAGGGCUAUGUCUGUGAUUUCUGUUUCAGCAGAACAUCAGAAUCUCAACUUCCCUUAAACAGGACAAUGCAUCCCAUGAAUAUCACUGAAGUAAAUGUUACAGUCAUCAUGUCUGACCUGUCCCUGGAUUACACCAGAAACAAUGUCUCCUUCCUUCUCCAUGACAGAACAUCAGAAUCUCAACUUCCCUUAAACAAGACAGUGCAUACCAUGAAUAUCACUGAAGUAAAUGUCACAGUCAUCAUACUAAACCAACCAGAUCUGUUUAGUGUCCCCAGUCAAAGACGGAUGUUGGCACCUAGCCGGUGCUUCCUCCCCACAUGUGCUCUGGGAAAUCUGGCGUCCUCACUACAGCAUGGGAAUGACAAGGCAGGAGAGUUGACCAGAGACCCAUUUGGGAUCGGCAAAAAAUGAUGAAUGAGAGAGGAUCUCAGACUCUUCCAAAUUCAACAGGAAAGCCAACAUCCAGCAGUACAGUUUAGCUUUUUUCUUCAUUGAUUGAUAUCAAAUCGUUAACAAAU